Molecule: messenger RNA, 2731 nt
Organism: Suricata suricatta (meerkat)
Lineage: Eukaryota; Metazoa; Chordata; Mammalia; Carnivora; Herpestidae
Gene: RCOR1
Product: REST corepressor 1
Exons: 11
Coding region: 53-1177 (374 amino acids)
Biological process (GO): negative regulation of DNA-templated transcription; regulation of transcription by RNA polymerase II
Cellular component (GO): transcription regulator complex; histone deacetylase complex
Molecular function (GO): transcription corepressor activity
Source: RefSeq, a predicted model, not a curated record
GCCUCGCCUCUCACUUGCCGCAGACAGUGUGAGGGAGCUGGGCGGCCUCACCAUGUUUCCCCCGGAGAUCUCAGGAGCCAAACUAGCAAGACGCAGUCAGGAACGAGACAAUCUCGGCAUGCUGGUCUGGUCACCUAAUCAGAAUCUUUCAGAAGCAAAACUAGACGAGUACAUCGCCAUCGCCAAGGAGAAGCAUGGCUACAACAUGGAGCAGGCUCUUGGGAUGCUCUUUUGGCAUAAGCAUAAUAUUGAAAAGUCAUUGGCUGAUUUGCCCAACUUUACCCCCUUCCCAGAUGAGUGGACUGUGGAAGAUAAAGUCUUGUUUGAGCAAGCCUUUAGUUUUCAUGGGAAAACUUUUCAUAGAAUCCAACAAAUGCUUCCUGAUAAAUCUAUAGCAAGUCUGGUGAAGUUUUACUACUCCUGGAAGAAGACGAGGACUAAAACCAGCGUGAUGGACCGCCACGCCCGGAAGCAGAAGCGGGAGCGGGAGGAGAGUGAGGAUGAAUUGGAAGAAACAAAUGGAAAUAACCCCAUUGACAUUGAGAUUGAUCAAAACAAGGAAAGCAAAAAGGAGGUGCCCCCUACAGAGACAGUUCCUCAGAUCAAAAAGGAGAAACAUAGUACACAAGCUAAAAAUCGAGCAAAAAGGAAACCUCCAAAAGGAAUGUUUCUUUCUCAAGAAGACGUGGAGGCCGUUUCUGCCAAUGCCACUGCGGCCACCACGGUGCUGAGGCAGCUAGACAUGGAGCUGGUCUCCAUCAAGCGGCAGAUUCAGAAUAUUAAACAGACAAACAGUGCUCUCAAAGAAAAACUUGAUGGUGGAAUAGAACCGUAUCGGCUUCCGGAGGUCGUUCAGAAAUGUAACGCGCGCUGGACCACGGAGGAGCAGCUCCUUGCGGUUCAAGCCAUUAGGAAAUAUGGCCGAGAUUUUCAGGCAAUCUCAGAUGUGAUCGGGAACAAAUCAGUGGUACAAGUGAAAAACUUUUUUGUAAAUUAUCGACGCCGCUUCAACAUAGAUGAAGUUUUACAAGAAUGGGAGGCAGAACAUGGGAAAGAAGAGACCAAUGGGCCCAGUAGCCAGAAGCCUAUCAAGUCCCCGGAUAAUUCUAUCAAGAUGCCCGAAGAGGAAGACGAGGCCGCUUCUGUUCUGGACGUCAGAUACGCAUCUGCUUCCUGAGGAGCUCUGGUAGCUUCGAGCACUCGGUAUGGACGACUGUGUUACCCAGGAUAUCAGGUAUUACAGACAUCACCUAGCCAUCUGCAUCACACCUCUGUGGACAAGCAGCUAGUACCAAAAACGGCUCACCCUCCGGUCCCGCGCUGCGUCUGCCUUAACGCUGUGCUCGCUCCUCCGAGGCGGCGCCGCGCCUCUCCCGCUCCGCCCCCGAGCCGGCGGGGUCUCGUGGCCCGCACGCCUCCCGCGACCCCGGGGACCCUCCCCACCCCCCCGGUCGGAGUUCCUGAGCCCCAUGAAUGGCAGCUCUGCCCAGUCAGCAGCUUCAAACAGGUAGUCGACUUGGAAGGCACGACCCUGUUCCUGCAUGGCCUGCAACUUCUACCUGGUGCGGGAUGUGAUUUUCAGAGUGACUGUGACCUGUUGGCCUCGGAGGAGGUUUCUCUUGUUCUCCUCUGAGGCGUCCAGCCAGGUGGCGUCAUGCUUCUUUGGAAAUCACAGGAUGUUGGCAAAUCGCACUGAACCUUGGUCGUGCCAAACACCCCGAGACCGCUCCGUCCCCCGGACACCGGGUGUGACUGUGGUCUGUAAUUGAGCUGGCUCCCUUUGCGCCCUUCUCCCCUCCCAGCUGGUAGAAAGCUCAUUCACAGCAACUGUCCUUGGACAUCAGCGAAAAGGGAAUGUGGACUCAACACUUUCUGCCUUCAGCUUUCAGCACUGGAAUCCCAGGACAGGUGCCACCCUGUCUCUCCCAGGUCCCCCGACCCCACCAUCCGGCUCCAAGAGACGUGGCCCCCACCACUGCACCUGGUGCUCGUGCAUUUGGAUUUGGUGCCUUCUCCUUUUGGCAAACCACGUUAUCAACCCUCUUUCUGUUUUAGUGUCUUAUUUCUUCUUUAAAGUCUAUCGCUUGCCAAAGAGAACAUCACUGAGAGGAGACAGGGGAGAAAUUGCUGCAGAUUCUGACAGUGCAGGCUUCAAGUGUCAGCUUAGCUCCAUAGAGGGGGUUAGAAUUGCUGGUGUUGGUUUUUCAGAGCUGCACGCUGUGCGUCCCCUUGCUGUUGGGACGCCGUGUCACUCCACACAGCCGUUCCUGUCCUCUAUGUGCUGAUGUGAUCGUCUGAACUCCCUCCUCUCUUCUGCUGUCAGAGUGCGGGACAGGCAAGUGGCCUGGUUGUCAGCUCUUGUGAGCCCAGGAUGACAAGCAGCAGUGCACAAAGUGGUCUCUAACGCCUUUGGUUGGACUGGGAACAAGUAAAUAUUUCUCGUAAAUGUUCUGAGAUUUCCAGAAUCACCUAGUCUCAUACUGGACUGUGGACCCGCGGCAGGGCUGAGGGACAGACCUCAGACGGCCCUCUCCCGCCCCCGCGCCACCCGCCGCCAUCCAGCUGCACUAAGUGUGUGGAAGGAGCUUUUCUCUCGCCGUAGGUUUGCAUCGUUUAAACCCUUCUGCUUUCAAUACCAAAAAGAAAAAAAAAUGCAGAUGCUUUAAGGCACAAACAGAAUUCUUAAGAAUUUAAAAUAUGCAAUUAAAAUUUGAUGUGUUUUGACUCCCAA